AUGCUCGUCACUGUGUACUGUGUGCGGAGGGACCUCUCCGAGGUAACUUUCUCCCUCCAGGUCAGCCCUGACUUUGAACUCCGUGACUUCCGAGUCCUGUGUGAGACAGAGUCCAGAAUCCCUGCCGAAGAGACCCAGAUCAUCUACAUGGAGCGACUCCUCGCUGAUGACCACUGUUCCCUGGGCUCCUAUGGCCUCAAAGACGGUGAUGUCAUUGUAUUACUUCAGAAGGAGAAUGUGGGACCUAGGCUUCCAGGACGGACUCCAAACCAGCCUCGAACAGAUUUCAAUGGAAUCGCCAUGCCUGGGACAUCAAGCUCUCGGUGGCAGCAGCAGCAGCCCCCCGUGCAGCCGCCAUGUGUGCCUUCUGCUCGUCAUUCCCACGGUUUGGCUUCUGGAGAGAAGAUGGCAUCUGCUCAAGGUCUGGACAGCCCAGCCUUGAUCCGUAGCAUGCUGCUGUCCAACCCUCACGACCUGUCCCUGCUGAAGGAACGCAACCCUUCCUUGGCAGAAGCUCUGCUCAGUGGGAACCUUGAAACAUUUUCUCAGGUCUUGAUGGAGCAGCAGAGGGAAAGGGCCUUGCGAGAGCAAGAGAGGCUUCUUCUCUACUCUGCGGACCCAUUUGAUAGGGAAGCUCAGGCCAAAAUAGAAGAAGAAAUCCGGCAGCAGAACAUUGAAGAAAACAUGAAUAUAGCAAUGGAAGAGGCCCCCGAGAGUUUUGGACAAGUGGCAAUGCUCUAUAUCAACUGCAAGGUGAAUGGACAUCCUUUGAAGGCUUUUGUUGACUCAGGUGCCCAGAUGACCAUUAUGAGCCAAGCAUGUGCGGAGAGAUGCAACAUCAUAAGACUGGUGGACCGACGAUGGGCUGGAGUGGCUAAAGGAGUGGGCACACAAAGAAUCAUCGGCCGUGUUCAUUUAGCUCAGAUUCAGAUUGAAGGAGACUUCCUGCAAUGUUCUUUCUCUAUACUUGAGGAGCAGCCCAUGGACAUGCUUCUCGGACUAGAUAUGCUAAAGAGGCAUCAGUGUUCCAUCGAUUUGAAGAAAAAUGUGCUGGUGAUUGGCACCACUGGCACACAGACAUCCUUUCUUCCUGAGGGAGAGUUACCCCCCUGUGCUAAGCUGGUAAGUGUUACCGGGCUAGAAGAGCCUUCAGACAAGGAUACGGCAAACACCAUUAAGCAUUCACUCAAGGAUUCAGGACGAAAGAAGCACUGA
This is a messenger RNA of Lepus europaeus (European hare), 1215 nucleotides long. RefSeq names its product DNA damage inducible 1 homolog 1 (gene DDI1). NCBI's taxonomy places the organism in Eukaryota, Metazoa, Chordata, Mammalia, Lagomorpha, Leporidae. The record is from RefSeq and is a predicted model, not a curated record. Gene Ontology annotation, molecular function: aspartic-type endopeptidase activity; protein binding. The transcript has a single exon. Gene Ontology annotation, biological process: proteolysis. The coding region runs from base 1 to 1215 and encodes 404 amino acids.